AUGGGCAUGAAAUGUGCUACAUCUGAUUUUUCAUGCCUUUGGUGCCUAAUUCAUAAACAUGACAGGUGAGGUAAUAGAGAUCUUUAUAUGUGGGCUGUGGCAAACAUGUCCACCCAGUCAGCAGAACUACAUAAAUUUCCAUGAAUUUAAAGCUCUGGAUGUCUGAUAAUAAUUUACUUUUCCAACUUUUAAUUUGUUUCAUUUUAGACAUGAUAUGUCAAAGGAACUAAAAUAUUAUUGUGAGGAACCACUGAAGAGAACAUUAGAAAGCAUCAAGGAGAAUGCCAAAAAUAACAAGUAUUCGUGUGCUCAUAGGCCUCUGUUGAACAUUUCACUGGACCAUGUUGUCCCAGACGAAUUACACCUAAUGCUCAGAGUUACAGGUAUGAACAUUGAUGCAUAUAAUAAAUUAUGUUAGAAAAAGCUACAGUAUAUAAGGUAGGGUGCAAAAUUUGGUUGUAUUGCAGCUUGAUAUGGCUUUAGAAGUAAUCUAAUGAAGAGGAUGCUACUGUCAGUUUAUACAAGCACAUAUUUUUUUCAAUUGGCAGAUGUGUUAACUAAGAACCUGGUUGAUGAAGCUGUUGCCUGGGACCACAAAGAAAACCUUAACAAGGCACCAUGUCAAAGAACAACUGCACAUGUGGAUGCUUUAAAACAAGCAAUUGCCAGCUGUGGUAUAUCUUUUAACAUAUGGGAAAAGAAGAAUGCUGAUGGCAAAGCUAGCGGUCUCUUUGAAUUCACAAGCUUGAUGGGAAGUGAUAAAAAAAUUCUCAUGAAAGAACUACCUCCCAAGCUUAAAGACAUUUUGAAGCCAAAAAGCUGUAACACAAUUGUGCAAAUUUGGGAGGUUGGUAAUAAUAUUCUGAUAAUAUACUGUACAGCAUUAUCAAAUGAAUGCUGAUAUGAAUAGAUGUGAAUUUACUAACCUGUUGAAGUGACUUAUAUUUUCAGAACUUUCAUGAGCUUUACACCAUGCUUGGUGAAUCAGACCCAUCUGAUGAAUGCAUUCAGACAUUUUUUGAAAAGGUAUUUUUUAUUCAAAUGUAUUGUAAUUACAUUUCACUCUAACUCUGUGAAAACUAUUACUUUAUAUAUUUUGCUGCAGGCUAAACAUUGGAUAGUCCUCUUCAACUCACUUGCUGGUGAAUGUGAAGGGUAUAAGAAGACCAACAUCACUCCGUACAUGCAUGUAAUGACAUACCACAUGCCCAUUUUUAUGCAAAAACACGGAGGAGUUAAGAAAUUUACGGGGCAAGGUAAAAUAGUACAUAUAAUCAGUAACCUUUAAUCCAGUACCAUAGUCAGUGGAAUGAUAGAAUAGCAUAAAGUUUGAUAUACGGCCACAUAGCCAAAAACGCCCCACUUGCAACAAGCUUGUUGACAACUUGCAUCAGGCUUGUUAUCAAGCGGUAUCAGGAUGCGUUCACAUGGCUUGCAUCAGCUUGAAUAUAACAAGCCUGAUGCUAGUUGUCAACAAGCUUGUUCCAAGUUGUUGAGAAGCUAGGACUUGAUGUCAACAAGUUUGAUGCAAGUUGAUUCAUCAACUGCAAGUUGCUUCAACUUGCAACAAGUCUGCAGAUGACAAGUUGCAACAAACUUGAUUUUAACAGGGUUGUUGCAAGUUAAUGAAAUUGGUAAGGUUGUUGCAACUUGUCAAGAAGUUGCAACAAGCCGGUGAAUUUGACAAGUUGCAACGAGCCUGUGGCGUUUUUGGCUGUGUAGGUAGCGGCCCCAAAUCCAACGUUUUGAGCAGCCUUUGCUCAGAACGUCGAAUCUGUUUGUAUCAUUUAGGUAGUGAGUAGAAUUUUUGCUGCUUGUUGACAUAAAGUUUGAGAUGAUGAACUCCAAAUUAUGUAAUUAGAGAGGUUUAUAGAUCUAAUAUUCCAGUUCCAGGGCAACUGCAAAAUCUCCUGUUCCAAUUUAAAUUUUGAACUUGAUGCUGAACUCUUACUGAAAUCUAACCCAACGAAGGGCCUCCCCCCCCCCUACUCCGCUAUCUACACCGGUCACGUUUGCAGUUUCGUACUGGAAUCCAAACCUUAUCUAAAUCUAAACAUUAAUUGUCCAUAUUUUUCAGGAGUUGAGAAGAAUAAUGAUGUUUGCCGCAGGUUUCACUUGCAAAAAUCAAACAAGUGGAAUGCGGCAGCCGACGUAUUAAAAGUCAGCAAAAGAAUGGAUAAUCUCAGUAAGUGUGAAAGAAGAGCAAGAGCAUAUUUAAAGAAAAACACGAGUUACUGGGAUGAUGAAAUAAAAGCAAAAAGGGCAAGACAGAGGCUGACUGUUGUAUCUAGCUGUACCAAUAAUGCAAGUGAAACGAAUAGUGUUGACAUUGAUAGAAUGACAGCACUAGAAAUCAAACAACACUUGAAUGGCUUGGGUAUUACAACACGUCUUAGAAAUAUCAACAAACUCCGCGAGUUAUUGGAAAAUGUUUUGUUGGAAAUUUCCGAGUAA
Molecule: messenger RNA, 2454 nt
Organism: Paramuricea clavata
Lineage: Eukaryota; Metazoa; Cnidaria; Anthozoa; Malacalcyonacea; Plexauridae
Source: the annotation of a GenBank genome assembly